AUGCCCUCCACACCCACACUGAUCUUCAUGACCAUCUUUUGCCUGGUGUCACUGGCGUCUAUGUUGCAGAAUGGCUUCCUGAUCAUCGUGCUGGGCCGGGAGUGGGUGCAGAACGGGGUGCUGUCAGCUGCGGACAUGAUUGUGGCCUCUCUUGCUUCCUCCCGGUUUUGCCUGCAUGGGCUAGCCAUCCUGAACAAUCUCUUGGCCUCUUUUGGCUUUUGCUACCACGCAAACCUUCUUGGCAUCCUCUGGGACUUCACCAACACUUUAAUUUUGUGGCAGACCGCCUGGCUGGCCAUCUUCUACUGUGUGAAGAUCUCCUCCUUCUCCCACCCUGUACUCCUUUGGCUCAAGUGGAGGAUUUCCCAGUUAGUUCCUAGGCUGCUGCUGAGCUCCAUCAUCAUGGGUGGCCUGUCAGCCGUCGUAUCAACUACCGGGAACAUCUUUGCUAUUCAGAUGAUCAUCUCCCGGGCUUCCCUUGGAAACUGCACUCUUGGCCACAUGACUCUGGACUUCUUUCGGUACUGGUACUUGUCUCACGCAGUACUUAUGUGGCUCACUCCUUUCUUCCUGUUCCUAGUGUCUAUUCUCUCCCUCAUGUUCUCACUGUGCCGGCACAUGGAGAAGAUGAGGGACCGUAGGACCGGGCCUCGUGAUUUCCGUAUCCAAGCUCACACCAUGGCUCUGAAAUCCCUUACCUUCUUCUUCAUUUUCUAUAUAUUAUUUUUCCUGUCCCUGAUAAUUUUUGCCACGAAAGUCAAAACCAUGCAGAGUCACUGGUAUUGGGCCAGAGAAGUCACCAUCUACAUGGGCAUCUCUUUGAACUCCAUCAUCCUGGUGUUUAGCAACCCCAAGCUGAGAAAGACCCUGAAGAUGAGAUCUUAG
This is a messenger RNA of Mesocricetus auratus (golden hamster), 885 nucleotides long. RefSeq names its product taste receptor type 2 member 143-like. Gene Ontology annotation, cellular component: membrane. Lineage: Eukaryota; Metazoa; Chordata; Mammalia; Rodentia; Cricetidae. The transcript has a single exon. Gene Ontology annotation, molecular function: G protein-coupled receptor activity; bitter taste receptor activity. The record is from RefSeq and is a predicted model, not a curated record. Gene Ontology annotation, biological process: sensory perception of taste; detection of chemical stimulus involved in sensory perception of bitter taste; G protein-coupled receptor signaling pathway. The coding region runs from base 1 to 885 and encodes 294 amino acids.